UUCAGCUCUUCGGUCAAGAAGUCCAAGCAACACAAAACCAGCAAAAUGUUCAAACUGAUUGCCCUCAUCUCUGCCCUGUGCGCCGUGGCCAAUGCCGGAGUAAUCUCGCCCUACAGCCAUGGAUAUGGACUGGGAUACGGUGCCGCUCUGGCUCCGGCUUAUGCCGCUCCGGCUGUGAUCUCGCACGCCCCGAUCAUCAAGAGCUACGCCGCUCCCAUUGUCGCCCACCCGGUGGCCACCUCCUAUGCCAACACCUACAAGGUGGCCACCAAGGCCAUCCCAGUGGUCCAUGCCGCUUCCCUGGUGCACGCUGCUCCUCUGGUCCAUGCCGUGCCUGCUCUGCACUCCACCUCCACCUACCACGGAUCCUAUGGCGGCUACGGCAGCUACGGUCUGGGAUACGCCGGCUACGGACACGGAGCCUACCUGCACUAAGGAUCUGGAUGUCGCAAAGGAUACCAGCCCCCGUUGACGACCCCGAUCGAAGUGAGAACAUUCAGCGGAUAAUUCGCAUUUUGCUGCCGUCAAAGUGUUGAAUUUGCAUUUCGUAGUCAGAGGCGGAAAUACAAAUUGUGUACAAAAUCCCUCAAAAACCCAGACACCCACUUGGAGACAGAGACAACUAGAGAACUAAGGACAACUAACGGGAGGCGGCGAGAGCGAGAGAGAUUGAUGAAGGAUCAAGUUUCGUUGAUUUUGUUAUUAUGGUGCAACUCCAUGCAUUGUGGCUUCAUAACAUUUUGUAAAUAAACGAUAAAUGACUCUUUAAACGAA
Messenger RNA from Drosophila mauritiana, 774 nucleotides. RefSeq names its product cuticle protein 65. The record is from RefSeq and is a predicted model, not a curated record. NCBI's taxonomy places the organism in Eukaryota, Metazoa, Arthropoda, Insecta, Diptera, Drosophilidae. The transcript is spliced from 2 exons. Bases 46 to 435 code for a protein of 129 amino acids.